AUGUCAGAAGUAGAGGAUACUCCAGAAGAGCGAAAAACCGAAAUGUCUCAUUUUGAUUCAAUGGGAACAGUGGAUCUGGAUGCAACACCUGAGAGAGGUGGUGCCUCAAAGCUACACUUGGCAACCCGCACACCAAAUGCACAUGGAAUUCCCCAAAUUCGUGUACCAAAUGUUCGAAAAACACCGAGUACAGGUAAUGCCAACCGUGGUCCCCCAACCAAUACUCGUACCAGCACAAGACAGACCAGAUCAUCCAGAAACCACGCGAUAACCCUAUCAGCGUCAACUGUUGCUGCUGUUGCAUCCGAAGCAUCUUGGUUUGAAUCAGAUGAAACAUUCGGACUGGGUGCAGAGGAGUGA
This is a messenger RNA of Rodentolepis nana, 360 nucleotides long. The record is from the annotation of a GenBank genome assembly. Lineage: Eukaryota; Metazoa; Platyhelminthes; Cestoda; Cyclophyllidea; Hymenolepididae.